AUGUCGCACGCCUUCUCCCUGACCACUGCCGUCUUUGCUUUCCAUUGCCUGCCACCCAUCGAGCGUCAAGAGCUGACGACGCUGCUCCACACCCACAACGGUGUGCUGUACGACGUGACUCGAAGCUGCACUUCCGAUACUGUGUUUGUGAUCACGAGCUACUGGGCAGACUGCGCGUUCCCAGCAAUUGCUGCAUCGGAUCACAACGUGUCGUUUGAACUCGUCACGCGCUUUUGGCUGCUCGAGACGCUUCGACUGCAGCGAUGGCUGAGACGGGACAGUCAUCCGUUUUUCCAGCCACCUUUGCAGCCAUCCAAAUUAUGGCUACAAUAUCCCAUGGAGUAUUGCUACGACGCAGGACAGGACGAACAGGAGGCACGUGGCCAGAGCGAGGCGCAACAAGAGCCGCAACGACCGGACCGUGUUCGAUCCAGAACAACUACUGCUACUACUACUACUACAGCACAUCGAGUGCGACUGCCAUGCUCGCCCAACUAUCUCUUUCGAGACGAGGUGCCGCUUUGGCCAUACUUUGCAGCUUACUUGGCGCCACCUAUUCGCAAUAUGGACGAUCUCGCCGCGAGACUACAAGUACUAACGCUAUCGGAUCCAAGACGCAGAUUCAAUUGCUUGGAGUAUGCUGUACACAAGCUGCUCACGAUAGAGGAACAUAUGACGUUUUUCAGAGAAGUGCUGCCGCAAAUGGCACGCUUGGUGCUGGCAUUACCGCAGAUGUUCCCGACACCUUCGCCGCUACUGACACCACACGAAGUUGAUGGCUCGGCCGAUGCUGGUACAAGUGAUAGCGAAGCUUUGACAAUGGCAGCAAGUCUCGAGAGGACCAGAAGAGCCCAAGUGAUGACGACGAGCCACCGUUUUACAAAGCUUCAAGUAUUGACAUUGGUGUGCGGCUGCUUUUUUGGCAUUUUUCCUGACCAAGACAUUAGACGGAGCGCACCGAGCCGAAAAGUGAAUCGACGUGGCAACGAUAUAGGUACCAAUGUGAUUCGGUUUCCGUGCUUCACUGCAGUUCGGAUGUUUUCGGCACCUGAAAACAUGGGCAAGUUAGUGAGGCUUAAGGCUCAGAAGAUUCGAUGUCUCUUGCAGUACUUCUUGCGCGUGGUCCCGCUUUCCAUUGCCAAGCGCGAUGUGCUGGAGAAAGAAGUGAUUGACUAUACGCGUGUCAGUGUUCAAUUGCCACUUGCACACGAGCGAAAAAGUGCUGACCAACUAGCAAGGGAUUUCAUCAAGCUUGUGCAGCAUGCCACACAACAGGACGCGAAUGCUCAGCCGCGUUUGUACGCUGCGAGGUGUGUAUCGAAUACCUCGAUUGAAGAGAUGGAGCACCAUGUGCAAAUUGAUUUUGCAAACAAGUUUGCCGGUGGUGGAGUGCUCACAUCGGGAUGUGUCCAAGAAGAAAUCCGUUUUUUACUGUCGCCCGAGCUCCUUGUCUCGUGCCUCGUAUUUGCCAAGUUGGAAGCCCACGAAGCAUUUGUGGUUCAUGGAUCCGAGCGCUAUAGUGUGCAUCAGGGAUACGGUGCAUCGUUUGUCUAUCAUGGCAAUUUUGAGGACACGACAGGUUUACAAGCUAUGGCGGAUGGGUGCUUACGGCGAGAGUGUGUAAUUGCAGGAAUGGAUGCAACGGAUUAUGGUUCAGCACAGACGGAACGCCAGUAUACUCGUGGCCAUAUCUGGCGUGAUCUGGUCAAAGCUUAUGCUGGGUUUGCGUACCGAGAAGCAAGCGAUGAUGAACACAAGUGGCCAGUAGCUAGUGGCAAUUGGGGUUGUGGCGUGUUUAAAGGAGACCGUGAACUCAAGUUCUUGAUCCAAUGGCUAGCAGCAUCGCUCCAUCGUCGCGAACUGGUAUACGUUUUAUUCGACGUCGACUCGCAUCUACAAACAUUGGUGGAUCCACUGCUAGAGCUAGCCACUAGCUCCGAGGCACGUGCAUAUGACCAGCAAAGCGGUAAAGUACUCCAAUGGCUCAUGGCAUUUCUAUUCGACGAAGCGAAUUUCGACCGGAAGGCGCGAAGUGCAGAGAGCGUGUUGACACACGCUUUACAUUCACUGGAACGAGCGCUGGCGUUGUUCCGAGCUCGAGAAAGUCAUGAAGAAGACCGGCUUUUCGGAAACGAGCAGUUGGCUCGACCGGCUAUAGCGUCGUCAAGUACCACAGAAAAAGUGUCGAUGGCAGCCUCUUCUCGAGGUCGAGACCAAGCACAAGGGACGACGAAGAAGAAGUCAAAGACAAUGCAGACAAUGAGCUAUCAAACAUGCAACCCCAUGCGCAACGACAUGACGAUGACCAUUACCUGGCAAAUGUAA
Molecule: messenger RNA, 2325 nt
Organism: Hyaloperonospora brassicae
Lineage: Eukaryota; Oomycota; Peronosporomycetes; Peronosporales; Peronosporaceae
Source: the annotation of a GenBank genome assembly